Molecule: messenger RNA, 1482 nt
Organism: Ostreococcus lucimarinus CCE9901
Lineage: Eukaryota; Viridiplantae; Chlorophyta; Mamiellophyceae; Mamiellales; Bathycoccaceae
Exons: 1
Coding region: 1-1482 (493 amino acids)
Molecular function (GO): methyltransferase activity; RNA binding
Source: RefSeq, a predicted model, not a curated record
AUGCAACGCCUCGCGCGCGGCGCCUCGUUCGCCCUGCGCGCGCGUCCAUCGCGCGCGCAAACGCGACGUUUCGUAACCUCCGCCGCCGCCACCGCGCCGAGAAAACCGUCGACGAGCGGUCGUGGACGCCCCGACGGCGGCCGUCGCGCGCAGUCCUCGAGCGCGGACGUUGUGCAGCGCCAGCGACGGAACUUUGACGGCGAACAGAGCGCGAAUCUGGAGGACGCGCGGCGGAGCGCGCUGACGCGCGUGGUGGUGGCUCGAGGCAAGGCGAACAUGUUCUUGGACGGUAAUCCUAUCGUCUACGCGGGCGCGAUCGAACGCGUGGAGGGCGAAGCGCGAACGGGCGAUUGGGUGCAAGUCACCGAUCACGCGCUCUCGCCGAUAUGCUACGGAUUUUAUAACGAGACUAGCUCGUAUUCGGUGCGGGCGCUGAGCCAGGCGUGGGAGCGAGGAUGCGAAGACGGCGACGGCGUCGUGGCGCAGAGGAUACGCGAAGCGUACGAGUUGAGACGGGAUUUAGGGUUAGUCGGGAACGAACGAACGACGUGUUACAGGCUGCUGAACUCGGAGGGGGAUAAGAUUUCUGGGUUAAACGCGGACGUGUACGGCGAAAUCGUCGUGGCGAGCUCCACGGCGGCGUGGGUGGAGCAGAGACGAGACGUCAUCUUGCGCGCGUUCGCGGACGUUUUGGGGGCGAACACGAAGGUGGUGUGGCGACGAGACGAGAAAAUGUACGAAGUCGAGGGAACGCCCUGGGAAGGGGAAAACUUGAUUGAUUAUUACGACGCCGCGACGGGCGCCAAAGUCGGAGAAGCGGUGCCGAGCGACGUGAAGGUGCUCGAAGACGGCGUGCAAUACGCGAUCGACAUCGCCGGUGGUCACAAGACAGGAUUCUACGUCGAUCAACGAGAUAAUCGCAAGGUGAUGCGCGAGAUCGCGCGCGGAAAACGCGUUUUGGACGUUUGCUGUUACACCGGUGGCUUCGCGCUGAACGCGGCGCUCGGAGGCGCCUCGGACGUCGUCGCCGUCGACAGCUCCGAGUCCGCGCUCGACAUGGCGAAAAAGAACGCCGAGUUAAACGGUCUUCAGGACAAAGUCAACUUUGUUCGCGCAGACGCGUUCGAUUUCAUGCAAGCCGAGAUCGACGCCGGCCGCGCCGGAUCGUACGACGUCGUAGUUUUGGACCCGCCCAAGUUCGCGCCGACCAAGCCCGCGCUCAAAAAAGCCAUCCCGAAGUACGUCGGGUUGAACAAGCGCGCGAUGACCUUGCUUCGUCCGGGCGGUAUUUUAAUCACCUGCUCGUGUUCGGGCGCGGUGACGCAAGAGCGGUUGCUUCCCAAAAUCGUCGAAAACGCCUCGCGCGCCAGCGGCGUCUCCGCCACGAUGCUCUCCAUCCGCGGCGCCGGGUGCGAUCAGCCCAUCGACCCCGCGUACGCGUUCGGCGAGUAUUUAUCCGUCGUCACAGCGCGCAUCGCGUGA